This is a messenger RNA of Anas platyrhynchos (mallard), 4371 nucleotides long. It is a transcript of the gene IKZF5, whose product is annotated as IKAROS family zinc finger 5. Gene Ontology annotation, molecular function: RNA polymerase II cis-regulatory region sequence-specific DNA binding; DNA-binding transcription factor activity. Gene Ontology annotation, biological process: regulation of transcription by RNA polymerase II. NCBI's taxonomy places the organism in Eukaryota, Metazoa, Chordata, Aves, Anseriformes, Anatidae. The record is from RefSeq and is a predicted model, not a curated record.
CCGGGCCGGGCCGCGGGAGGCACAACAAAGAUGGCGGCGGCCGGGGGCGGCGGAGGAGCGGGGCGGCGGCGGCUGUGGAGACACCAACAGAUGGAACACAAAUUGACUUAAGCCUACAUGAGGCUGGUGACACCGAAAAAAGGGGAAAUUGGGGAAGCUGUGUUCUGUGCUUUCUGUCUGACGUAAUGGGAAUACAUAUUUGAGCAUGCUUGCUACUUAGUAGGAGAAGUAAAGUUCAGGCAUAAGAGGUUUUAAACUUAAAGAGUGAAUAUGGGUGAAAAGAAGCCAGAACCUUUGGACUUUGUAAAAGACUUUCAGGAAUAUCUUACACAGCAGACUCACCAUGUAAAUAUGAUUUCUGGAUCAGUUAGUGGAGACAAGGAAGCGGAGACUCUUCCGGGAGCUGGGACCGAAGGUGAUCAGAAUGGUCUGGAUCAUCCUUCUGUUGAAGUUUCACUGGAUGAAAACUCAGGAAUGUUAGUGGAUGGGUUUGAAAGGACAUUUGAUGGAAAAUUAAAGUGUCGAUACUGCAACUAUGCCAGCAAAGGAACAGCACGGCUCAUAGAGCAUAUCAGAAUUCAUACAGGGCAAGGAGAUCCAAGACCUGAGUGUGGUUUUGCUCAGAAGCAUGGUGAGGAAGCAUGGCAAAGGGCUAAGACAUGGAUUGCAUGGACUAUGAAAGCUCAGAGUGAGAAGCCACACAGAUGCCAUUUGUGUCCCUUCGCAUCAGCUUACGAACGCCAUCUGGAAGCGCACAUGCGAUCACAUACCGGUGAAAAACCAUACAAGUGUGAGCUGUGUUCCUUCCGCUGCAGUGACAGAAGCAACUUAUCCCACCACCGGAGGCGCAAGCAUAAAAUGGUGCCUAUCAAGGGUACAAGGUCCUCCCUAAGCAGCAAGAAAAUGUGGGGGGUUUUGCAGAAGAAGACCAGCAACUUGGGGUACAGCAGAAGAGCAUUAAUUAAUUUGAGCCCACCUUCCAUGGUGGUUCAGAAACCGGACUACCUUAACGAUUUUACUCAUGAAAUCCCAAAUAUCCAGACUGAAGCAUACGAGAGCAUGACAAAACCAUCCCAGAGCAGCGGGUUGCCAAGAGAUCCGCAAGACCUUAUGGUAGAUAAUCCUUUAAACCAGCUAUCUACGCUAGCCGGACAGUUAUCUAGCCUGCCGCCUGAAAACCAAAAUCCUGCCUCUCCUGAUGUUGUUUCCUGUCAAGAUGAAAAGCCUUUCAUGAUGCAGCAGCCUACUGCACCUGCAGUCGUUUCGGCUGUGUCGGCAAAUAUUCCUCAAAGUUCAUCUCCAACCAGCCCAGACCCCCGGCCCGCACACAAUCAGAGGAACUACAGCCCGGUGGCAGGGCCGAGCAGCGAUCGCAGUGCCCACACCAGCACUCCCAGCAUAAGCAACAGCCAACCAAGUACUCCAGCUCCCACCCUGCCGGUUCAGGACCCUCAGCUUCUGCAUCACUGCCAGCACUGUGACAUGUACUUUGCGGACAAUAUCCUUUAUACUAUUCACAUGGGGUGUCAUGGAUUUGAAAAUCCCUUUCAGUGCAACAUAUGCGGGUGCAAGUGUAAAAAUAAGUAUGACUUUGCUUGCCAUUUUGCAAGAGGACAACAUAGUCAACAUUGAGAACAUGCUUUCAUUUAUUUUUUUUUAACAUAUGACAAUAUAUUUUUCAUACUUGCUGAAGGAAAGCUUGCACGUUCCCAUAAGGAAUCUUCACGUUAAACAAUUGGAAAAAGGAGGCAAACUUAUUUCUUUGUUGUCAUAAAACUUGCCAGAGGAGUUUUGUAUAACAUGUGGUUGUUAUUUUAUAUGUAGCCUUUCAAAAAAAAAAAAAAAAAGGAAAAAGCAAGUGAAGGUGUUACAUGAAUUGGAAUGCUUUAAGAUGUUUUGGUUGCUAAAUUUGAGUUGCUUGCAUUUAAAAUCCCAAUAAACAUUCUACAGAUGUAGAAGCAGAGCACAUGUCCAGAAACAUAGGAUGCAAUUACAAGAUUAUUUACUAGGCAAGAUAAAAUGUUAACCAUUAACUAUGAAGGGUGAAUGCAAUGACACAUGUGGUUACUUUGGAGACACACUUUUUCUUAAAAACUUAGCUACUGUCAAGCUGAAAUCACAAACAGAAGCAAUUUUCACGUACAAAUUCAAUUGAAUUUAACAGUUAACUUUAAUCUGAUUAAGGUUAGUAUGUUUCUACUUGGUAUAGCACAAACUUUUCAUGCUGGGGCUCAAACACUUAUUUUUAAGACACCUCACAAAACAAGAAUACAAAGGUUAUUGUUAAUUAAACUCUGGUAGGAAAAAAAGUUAAGAGCCUGGCUUUCACUAGUUGUAUACAGAAAAAUCAAACAUGACAACUUGUUUUAAACUACACAGAUUCAGUGAGACUUUAACUGCCUUAAACUAAUUUGUACACAUAUUUAAAAUUUGCACAAUUAGUCUUCUGUCUUGCUGAUAGGAGUUCUAAUAGAAACAAACAAGAGGUUUACGAAUUAAAAGUAGUUUGUUCAGUUUUACCUUGGGCUGAGCUACAACUGGUAGGUUGCAUUUAUGUUUGAAAGUCAUGGAAUCUAGGUUGUUGUAAACUUCAGCUAACUUGGAAGUCAGUUUGUCUUGUCCCCUCCCUAAAUUUGUUAUCCUUUUGGUGUGCUAGAAAUCAGGGGAAGAGGUUGUGCUUUAUUUUUUUUUUUUAAACAGGUCAUGUAGUAGACAGGCAAAGGAAUACUGGCUGGCUACAUUUGGAGUCAUUGUGAUUAAUACUGUAAGUGGCAAAUGGUCACUAAAGAUGUACACAAAGUCCAUUGCACACGUUUAUUUUUUUUAAUUCUGUACAUCUUACUUUAGAAGCACCUAGGCUAAUGGACAGGCACUUUAUAUAAACUUAAAUAAAACAUCCUACUAAAAUUAAUAAAAGCUCUUGACAUGCUACGUAGGAAUUUGUAAUGUUUCAAAAAAGGGAAGAACUGUUACUUUUCCCAUAUUUAGACAUGCACUUUUACCUUAGUUUGUCUUACCUGAGACAAAUUAAAGCUUCCCUGAUAUUUUUCAGCAAAAUAUGUCAGAGAAUAUGAUUUGUUAAAAGUAGGAAGAAGAUUUGAUUAAUGUUCUGGAAGUCAGAGGCUGCAAUCUGAAUGUUUGGGUUAUUCAGAUUUGUAUUGUCAUGGGAGCUAAAGCUCCAAUGGAAGAACUUACGAUGACUUCGGUGUAAGAUCAAUAUGCAGGGGAACAAAAUGCUGCUGGAAGUGUUGACAUCGGAAGUAAUUUUCAGUUGAAUGGAUUAGAAAUUUGGGAACUGAAUACGCUUCUCUAGAUCUUCUUUAUCUGCUGUUGAAUUUUCCAUGCUGAAAUUACUAGUUGAAGGAACUGGAUUCUUGUCCACACCUAGUUAAGGGGAUUAGAAAUACUCCGUUUCAGUGUUUGCAAGGCAGUGAAGGUUAAGGGUAACGUGCUGUCACUCCUAAAAAUGUUUAAUUUUCUGGUUUGUGUAACUGAGAAUAUAAUUUCCAUUUCACAUAAUGACAUUCUUUAUAAUCCCCUAAUAUCCCUGUGUUGCUUUAUACUUUUAAAAUUUAUUUUCAGAAGGAAAACAGCAAUUCUGUACGCAGAAACUGAUAUGCAGAGGACCUGGAGUCAUCUACUUGCAUGGCUUUCUGCAUGUUAAAGACUACAGUAAAGUUGACUAAACUGAAAUUUAGUUGGAAUUUAUUGCUCCUGUACAGAUUUUGUAACAAGACCCUCCCAGUGAAAGAACAAUGUAGAAAUGAUAGAUCUUUUGAUCACAUUUAUACCAUCGACAAUCUAAAUUUGGCUAAAAUACUGCAUUAGAACCCCAAACCUUGAACACUGUUACAGGUAGUAAUUUAUAGAGGCCAUUUUCCUUGCCUUUUGACAGAUGCUGUAAACUUUUAUUCCUAGGUUUUAGCAGUUAAAAGGAAGCUUCUUAAAUUGUUUUGCUACAAGGAGUAACUUCCAAUUCUGAAUAAUGCAGAUUGCAACACCAAAGUUAUUCUUGGUUCAUGGCUCCAGUCCUUGUCCCUCUCAGUACUGGUAGGGAGAUUAACUCUGAUGUGCACAAAUGUUGGGAUUUCAUUCUUCCAUUCUUUCCAUCACUUUUGAUCUAUUAGGACUUUCAUUGGCAAUGCCCCCAAAUGUUAUAGACUUUUGGUGUAGGCUAAUGACUUGGUGAUUUAGAAAAAAUGAUUUCUGAACCAUAAUUCCCCUGAAAGAAAUUUUAGGUAGGAGAACAGUUAGGUCACUAACAGAAGGAGCUGCUAGCAAGAGGAAGCCUGCAUGUCAUUAUUGAAAAGGGGAUCUCUGUUGAGGGGGAACAUAUUUUCUUCAUAAUAGAACUCAUGAAAAAAAAAAAAA